AUGGGGUCUUCGAUGCCCCUCUUCCUCCUCCUGGCUCUCCUCAACACCUCAUAUGCAGCAGGGCCAAAGGUUAUUCUGAAAGUAAAGCUGGCGGAGGUUUUCCAGGCCAAGGCCUCCCAGGACUCCAGCUUCCUGGGCAUGCUCCAAAAGAUCUGCCUCCUCCUCCACCUCCCAUCGGGAACCAACAUGACCCUCCAUCACAAGGGGCCACUACACCAU
Molecule: messenger RNA, 219 nt
Organism: Microtus ochrogaster (prairie vole)
Lineage: Eukaryota; Metazoa; Chordata; Mammalia; Rodentia; Cricetidae
Gene: Sfta2
Product: surfactant associated 2
Source: RefSeq, a predicted model, not a curated record